Messenger RNA from Fundulus heteroclitus (mummichog), 4568 nucleotides. RefSeq names its product MAP7 domain containing 2a (gene map7d2a). Lineage: Eukaryota; Metazoa; Chordata; Actinopteri; Cyprinodontiformes; Fundulidae. Bases 329 to 2932 code for a protein of 867 amino acids. Gene Ontology annotation, cellular component: microtubule cytoskeleton. The transcript has 17 exons. The record is from RefSeq and is a predicted model, not a curated record. Gene Ontology annotation, biological process: microtubule cytoskeleton organization.
AGCUGAGCUGCGUGCUCCGCGCAACGUGCUGCGCGCUCACGCUGCGACGCACGGCUGGCUGCUCCAAAACCCGAUCGCAUGCGCUCCAUCCUCCGGCAGCAUCGAUCCCCCUCAUCCUCGUCCUCCCAGCCUUUUCUAACGACCUUCAGCCCUCUUUAGUUGCUGUCUUUGUCCGCCGCGGCCGCUCUCGCUUCUGGAGCCGGCUUGCGGCUGUUCUCUCGGAGGGACAGCGGGUCCCUGCAUCAGCAUCACUGCGGACGCAUUUGGUGGGACAACAGCCAAGCCGAUCGUUUCUUUGUGUCCUCGCUCAGACCGCGGCUAAAAAUCCAUGGCGAAAAGCAACGCGUCAUGCCUCGCAGUGACAGGUGAGAAGAUGGCACCACCAUCCAUUACGCUACUUCCUGACAAGAAAUCUCCGACAAACGGUCACAGCUCUCCUGUUCGGACGGGAAAAACGACUCCAUCUAACGCAGAGAAGAGGCCACACAUGAACGGACAUGCAUCCCCCUCACAUCUAACGAGUAACAACCACGGAGGGAAACAAAGUCAGGAGGGCUACAUGAAGACCGAUGACAGGAUGCGUUUAGCCAAAGAGAGACGGGAGGAGAGGGAGAGAAGCCUCGCCGCCAGGGAGCAGCUGAUCAGGGAGAAGGAGCGCAGGGCUCAGCUGCAGUAUGAGCGCACCGUGGAGGAGCGCUGGAGACGGCUGGAGGAGCAGAGGCAGAAAGAGGAGCUCCGCAGAGCUGCGGUGGAGGAGAAGAGGAGGCAGCAGCUCGAGGAGGAGAGGGAGCGGCUUGAGGCCCUCAUGAAACGUUCUCUGGAGAGGAGCCUUCAGCUGGAGCAGAGAACGAAGCGCUGGGGAAGGGGUUACUCUCCGGGAGCAGGUGACUGUGAGAAUGCCCCACUCCCUUUCUCUGCUGCCUCCGCCUUUUCCCAUGGCAUUGCCUCCCCCCAUCCAGCUGUCAGCGGAUCUGCACCCUGCAGCCCUCACAGGUCGCCUUUCUACAACGCACUCAAUCCUGCAGCUCCCAACAGAACUGGACUUCAGGGAGGCUCCCAGUCCACGCCGAGCACCCCAAAGAAAGAGCGCCUACGCCGAGAAAGAAGAACCGCAUCCCCAGGUUGUGGAUCCCCACUGAGAAGAGCUGAAUCCCCAGCAAGUGUAACUAAGCAGCUGACCUCCCCUUCCGCCUCCAGACUAGUGCCUAAGAUGCGUGCCCAGUCUCCCACCGGUUCUCCUCAGUACCACCAUUCUCCAAUCAGACGUCACCCAAACACAAGCGAUGACAGCAAAGGGGAAGAUAAGAAGCUGGGGAAAAAGAGCGAGCAAUCCAAAGCCGAGCCAACGGCAAAAGCCAGUGCAGACGCCAAAAACCUAAACCCGUCUUCACAAGGCCACUUUGAGAAGAAGCCCAACAGAGACACGCCUGAGAAAAAUCAUUCGCCUGACAGAAGGAACCAAACCUUCUCCAGAAUGGAUUCCGCGGAGAGACGGCUUCUAGUCAAUGGAGAGAGUGGAGACAAGGAGUCUGUGACGAUCACGUCCUCCACGGGAAAAGGGGCAGCCGGCACAACUAAUGCAGAGGAGGCUACGAGGCUGCUGGCAGAGCGCAGGCGUCAGGCUCGAGCCCAGAAAGAACUGGAGGAGAAGAAGCAGGAACAAGAGCAAGAGAAAAGAUUGAGGGAAGAGGAACAAAGGAAGCAGCUUGCUCAGGAGCGACAGCGGCAAGAGGCGAAGGCACAACAAGACGAGGUGAGACAGAACAACAUGGACCACCACAGGCUGAAACCAGAGGAGGACAAAAGGACGGAGGAACCGCAGCAGAUCCAAACUGAGGCAGAGAAAGAAAAAGCCAAGGUCCAGGCUCAAGAGGAUGCGGAGCGUCAGCGGCAAGGCAGGGAACUGCAGGCGCAACAGGAAGAGGAGGAGCGGCAACUCAGAAAAAAGAGAAUUGAGGAGAUCAUGAAGAGAACCAGGAAGGGUGAAGCUGACAUGAAGAUGGAGGAGCAGGUGUUGACAAAGCCAGUCUCACCACCAGAGGAUGCAAGUCCCAAAGCUCCUGUCAUCAAGCAGGCGAGCAAAAAGGUUGAGUUUCAGAUAACAGAGCGGAACGCAGUGCAGGUUGAGACAAAGGAAGGUGUUCCCCUCAAGAAAGUAGCAGCCCAGACGGACAGUGGGAAGAGUAAGCAAGUUCAAAACAACAGUCACCCGGUCACGCAGACACACGGUGUUCCCGAAAAGAGACCUGAGAAAAGACACAGCGGCGAAGAGAACAGCGGCAGCCGACUCAGCAAAGAGGUAAACGCGUUCAAGCAGCAGGGGAGAGAGAUGGAGCUGAAUCUGAACAUGCAGUACAGAUCCAACGUCAAAGUCACCACUCGAGUACACAAAGAGAUUACUGAGCCGGCUGCGAGGAAUGGAGCAGUGAAGGGUGAAGGGGGUGCCUCGACAUGCAGCAAUCCAGACACUGAAGGGAGCAAACGGCAAAGAAAUGUGUCAGUCUCAGCUGAAGGAAGGGUUAAAGACGGGCCAGAUGACGGAGUUGGUAGAGCCUCCCUGACGGCGCUAACAGAGAGACGUUCAUCAUCUCCAGUCAUCAAGGUAGAGCCGGCAGAUGUGAAAAGAACAGGAUCCAGCAAUGAUGUGCAAUCGAUGGACAUCAGUCCAGCUUCAAAGGUCCAGCCUCUGAUAUCCAUCCCCGAGUACUCGCCAGAUAAUGAAACCCAGCAGGGCUUCACGAGCCACAACCAGGCUCUUAAGGACCUGAUGGACCUGACAGGAAGUGUCACGAAUGCAAAGCUCCCCUCCGAGAACACCAUAGGCGACUGCAACAAGAACCUGAUACGGGGGGUUGUCAGUCCAAUGUCAGACUCAAAGCUCGUAGGGCUCACAAUCACAACCCCUUCCUCAAACAAACUUAGCGUCCAGUAGUCUGUCAUCUCUUCCUUCCCCUGCUUGUCUCCUCUUUCUUCUCUGACUUUGUAAAUGAGUGAUUGUAGUUAUGGAAAUCGAGCCAUAGAGACUGACUGAAAAAUGCACAACGAGGGAGCUUGUGAAACGAACUGUGAAUGUUUUCUUGUGACGUUGGCUGGAGGACAAGUAUGCUGGUGAAGAUUCUCAGUCAUCCAGGUCAUGGUCAUUCCAAAAAAAAGUAAAAAACAACUACGGAAAACAAGUCCAGUUGCUUUGUUUUUUACCUUUUUUUUUGACAGGAGGGUAAGAUUAAAAGGCAAACAAAUGUAGGGUGACUCAAAUGUGUUUAUAGGUGUGACAAAGCAGGAAACAAUGCCCCCUUCGCUCCAAAAAAAAUAAAAAAAAUAAUGAAAUAUCAGGUUUCUGAUUAAAACAAAAAGAAGAAAACACAAGAUUACUUUCUUGCAUUAGCUUGAUAAGAAUCGCAUAGAUUUCUAUUCAACUUCAGCUGUAAUAUCGAAUCAUCAAAGCCUAUUCUAGCUGCAUUUUAAACGCUACCAGCUUCCUAAAACACCAAGUUGGUGGGAAAUGUGCUUCUCUGUCAAGUUGUGUUAGUCAUGCAUGUAUAAUUGAUUGAAAGUAAGAAUCCACCCAAAACUGGUUGAACCAUUUCUCUUCCUCGCCCUGUGUAACUGAAUCAAAGAACUGUUCAAUUUCUGAAAUAACUCCCUGAAUGACAGGACUUGCUAAGCGCAUGUGACGGGGACAAAUGAUGGCUGUCCAAAUAGAUUUAGCCCCACUUGUCAGACAAACAAUGACACAUUGCUAUUUUUUCUGGGUAAGCAGGUUAAUUUACAUGUGAGAAUGUUCAAUAAUCAAACUAGGUUGUCUUUAUUUAAGAGUCAUUAAAAAAACUAUCUAAAAUUCUGACUGCUUAACAACUUAAUGUCAUUUCAAAAAGAUUUCUGUUGCAGCAACUUGCUUCAUCAGACACAUUUUUAGGAGAUCUGACAUCCAGAAUAAACAGAUGAUUCGGUUGAACUGAAGUGUAGCAUGAAUGUUGGUUUGUGAAUCAUCUUAUACAUUUUCUCCUGCAGCUUUGGACAAACAAAGUGUCCAAUCCAACAACAACACCCAUUCUGCUUCAGCAAAUGAUAAGAUAAUCAACCAUUGCAGAUCUUAUUUGUCAUAUUUGUAAAGGAAGUUUCAGAAAAAUCCUUGACAAGGAUCGGUCGAUGGAUUUCAUGUCUUUUUCUUUCAAUUUCGACAAGUAUGUGAGUGUGCGAGGUGUAAUGUUUUGCUGGGAAAAACACUCCAGGCUUUCUGGUUAUUUGAGCAGCUUGUGCACUGUGUACCAAAAAAGAUAAUGUGACAUUACCCAGGUGAGAACAUAUAUAGCAUAAUCAUUGCAUAUGCAUUGUUUUGCACAUUCAAGCAUCAUUUUGUAAAGAUGAGCGUUCUGACUAAUACCUACAUUAGGAAGGUGAAAAAAUAAACAAAAAUACUUUCCAAAACAUAUCCAGGACUGCUUGUACCACGACACGACUGAAUCAUGGUCAACUGACAUUAGGCGAUCACAGUAGACCUUGUUUGUGCAUGGUUAGCAUGGAUCACUAUGAUUAUUAGAUCACUGUGUAAUCUAAUAGGAUUAUAA